Telopea speciosissima is the source of this 1628-nucleotide messenger RNA. Its product is annotated as solute carrier family 40 member 2. The coding region runs from base 79 to 1572 and encodes 497 amino acids. The record is from RefSeq and is a predicted model, not a curated record. NCBI's taxonomy places the organism in Eukaryota, Viridiplantae, Streptophyta, Magnoliopsida, Proteales, Proteaceae. Gene Ontology annotation, biological process: iron ion transmembrane transport. Gene Ontology annotation, cellular component: membrane. Gene Ontology annotation, molecular function: iron ion transmembrane transporter activity. The transcript has 8 exons.
AUUAACACACUCCCCUUAAUCCUAAUCUCGUUGUUCCCUAAGGCCUCUAAACUCAAGAAGAGUUGGUGGGAGCAGAGAAUGAAAGUUGAAAUAGAAGAAGGCAUGAACCAAUCUCUUCUUGCUGAAUCUUCACAGCAAAACAACUUCCCUUCUCUUAUCAAACGCUUGUAUGUUGGCCACUUUCUGGCUAGAUGGGGAGCAAGAAUGUGGGAAUUCUCUGUUGGUUUAUACAUGAUCAACCUUUGGCCAGACUCUCUGCUCUUUGCUGCUAUUUAUGGUGUUGUGGAAGCUACAUCUACUGCAAUAUUUGGUCCUGUUGUUGGGCAGUGGGUGGAUAGGUUGACAUAUGUUCAGGUUCUCAGACUCUGGUUGUUGACCCAAAAUCUUUCCUUUAUUGUUGCUGGAGGCACAGUCAUAGUAUUACUAGUCUACUCAAGCUUGAAGUUGACAAAUUUUCCGGCAUUCCUAUCACUUGUCGUUUUAACUAAUAUUUCUGGAGCAGUUGGUGUGCUUUCAACUCUAGCUGGCACCAUUUUGGUAGAAAGAGAAUGGGUGGUGGUGAUUUCAAAUGGAAAAUCUCCAGAAGUAUUGACAAAGAUGAAUUCAGUCAUCAGAAGGAUCGAUCUGAGUUGCAAGCUAUUUGCCCCUGUGUUUAGUGGCUUAAUUAUUAGCUUCGUAUCACUGAAAGCAUCUGCAAUGACUUUAGCACUGUGGAAUUCUAUAUCUGUUUGGUUGCAGUAUUGGCUUCUAAAGUCUGUUCUUAAUGGAAUUCCGGCUCUAGGUGAAAGCAAUCAAAAAAGGAUGGCGAGACUUGCCCCAAGUGAUUCAUUACAGAGUACAUAUAUUUCAGAGGACACACAGAGUUUGCUUUCUUAUGCGGAAAGUGAUUUAGAAAUGAGAGAGCAGAAUUGGAAAAGUAAAAUAAUUCAACAGAUUUCAAAGAUCCCAUACAUAGACGCAUGGAGUGUAUACUUACAGCAAGAAGUGGUGCUUCCCGGAGUUGCACUAGCUUUAUUGUAUUUUACUGUCUUAAGCUUCGGAACAUUAAUGACGGCUGCUCUGGAAUGGAAAGGGAUACCUGCUUAUGUUAUUGGUAUAGCACGUGGAGUGAGUGCUAUAGUUGGAAUAGCUGCAACAGUUUUGUACCCGCUUGUACAAUCGCGUAUUUCAACUCUUCGAACAGGAUUAUGGUCAAUCUGGACUCAGUGGACCUUGCUGUUUGUAUGUGUUGCUUCAAUAUGGGUACAGAACAGCUUCAUCUCAGCAUGGAUGUUGAUGGGAGGAGUUGCAGCAUCUCGUCUUGGAUUGUGGAUGUUUGACUUAGCUGUUAUACAGCAAAUGCAGGAUCAUGUUCCUGAAUCUGAUCGUUGUAUUGUGGGAGGUGUCCAGAACUCACUUCAGUCUAUGUUGGAUUUGUUGACUUAUGUCAUGGGAAUAAUCAUCUCCAACCCACAGGAUUUUGGGGACUUGAUAAUCUUGUCAUUUGUAUUAGUAACACUAGCUGCAGUACUCUAUACUUUGCAUAUCUAUCGUGUUCGGAAGCACCUCUUUCAUUUUGACAAGCUAUUUUGAAGGAUCCGCUGGUAAUGAUAUCAUAAGGUAAAUGAGAUGCAUUUGUGAAAGCUCUU